CACUUGUAUUUAGGAGCAUGCAAAUAUAUGUACGUUUGUCCGUCUGCACACAUAUACAACAAGAUGUGUAUAUGCAUACAUACAUAAUGUAAGAAUGUAUUUAACGAAUCCAUUGAACAUUCAAAUGAUUUUAAUUUUGCUCUCAUUUCACUGGUACUACACAAUCUUAAUUGUGUCUACCAUGAGAUACGAAGCAGGAGCUGGAGCUAUAGGCGCUUAAUUGAAAUUAAGAACGUCUGUUUGCUUUUAAAACGCAAAUACUGCUCGUUGGGAAAACACCACCGUAUUUGUCGAAAAGUACGCGGGAUUCAUUGUAGUGUUUCUGUUUAAGAAAAAAAUCGUGUGUGCAACUUGAUAAAGAGUGACUUGGAUACAUAUGUAUGUAUGUAUAUACAUAAGUAAAUAUUAAAGCCAUAAAAACUAUGCAGUGCAACCACCUGAAUAUUUUGAAAUUGUUUAAAUGAAGUAAUAAAAGUAAUUAAAAAAGCAAUUUAAAAAACAAAAAGAUUUACACAACUAUAUAAACAAGUAAAAUAGGCAGUGCAUUUUUUGGUGAAAGCAAGUUUUUUUAAUUAAAAUUAAAAUGUUUUCGAAGCUGUGGUUUCUUAUUUGCGCGACUCAACUUGUUAUCAUUAAGGGUACAUAUGACCCAGCUAAUUCGGGUAUCAAAACAAGAUCCUACCAUCGAGACUUGCCAAAUGCUGAACAACAAAAUCAGCAAUCUCCGCCGUACACAAACACACAUCCUCGCGACUCCAGGUUUAGCCCCAGUUAUGAUAAUACAAAUUACGGUGCCCCCUCAUUGAGGUUAUCACCACCCGAUUCUCACCAACACAUUGAUGAGCCGCGCAGGCAGCAACAACAGCAACAGCAGCAGCCUUCAUAUCAACACCAGCAGCAACAUUUAAACCCACAACAAGCUGAGUCUUAUCAGCAACGCGAGCAACCGAUAUUUAAUCGCCCAGCGCACGUGCGUCAUUCGCCGCCCUCAGAGCGACAAGUGGAGAGCGCUUGGAGUGGGACAGAGAACUCAAUAGGCGACCACAAUAGUGGUUGUCCGCCACAACACACUGGGCCAGUACCAUAUCCGUAUGAUUGUCGUCGUUUUGUAAACUGUUGGCAUGGUCGCGGCCACAUACAGAGUUGUGGCCCAGGUACAGUUUUUAAUCCUGAAACACUCGAAUGUGAUCGCCCUGAUAAGGUGGUAUGUGGCACACCGGGCGUGAAUGGAGUUAGCAGUGAGCUGAACGUGAGGCAAACAACGCUACAGACGGCGUCGAAUCCUAAUAAAUAUCGUGCAGGUCGACUCCUAGAUGUCAGCACAGGUAAUGUGGAUUCGCUUUGUCCUGCAGGCGUGAAUGGCUUGGCGCCGCAUCCAACAGAUUGUACGAAGUUUUUGAAUUGUGCUAAUGGUAAUACGCAUGUACAAAACUGUGGACCCGGCACUGCUUACAGCAUUUCAAUGAAGACGUGUGAUUUCAAGGAGAAAGUGGAUUGCAGUGGUCGGGAGAAUGGUGGAAAUGGGGCAUUGAAUAGUCGAGAUGGACGUCAGUAUGAAAAUAACAACUAUGACAAUACCAGAGAUGAGGAGAACGGCUCGACCGCUAACCAAGAAAGCGAUAUUUUCUGCCCACCAGGCGUAAUUGGCCUCUUUCCACAUCCAUUCGACUAUACGAGAUUCCUGAACUGUAAACUCGGUAAUACGGCCAUACAAAACUGUAUGCCUGGGUCAGUGUACAGCAUAUCGAGGAAUUACUGUGAUCUCAAAGAAAAAACGCCCAACACCGAUCACGUCGAUUACGUCAUAUCUGAAGUGCAACAAUUGCCUUCGACGAUGGUCAGUUGUCCACCGAGCACGGAUGGCAAUCAUUUAUAUCCAUAUGAUUCUACAAAGUUUAUAACUUGCCGACAAGGACGCAUGUCGAUUGACAAAUGCGGGUCGCAUAAGGUUUUCAGUAUAUCAGCGCAGACAUGUCGCCCGGAAAGUGAAGUGACUAUUGGCGAUCGUGUGCGCAAUGCAGUGGCAGCCAAUUCGAAUGCCGAAAUCAGAGAUUCGCGGAACUACGUAGAUCAGCCGCUCGAUUGCCCUCAAGGUCAAUCUGGUUUAUAUCCACAUCCUUUUGAUUGUAGAAAAUUUAUGCUAUGCCGCAAUGGAAAGUUGAGUGUAGAAAGUUGCAAAACGGGCAACGUUUUCAGUUUGUCUGCCAAACAUUGUGAUCCCAAGGAACUUGUCAACGUCAAUGAACAAGUUCAAUUUCAGCUUGACGUUGGCCAAGAUAGGGUCUCUGAAUCGGAUUACAAUUACAUCAAUUCAAAUCGAGAAGCAGUUAAAUUGAUUUGUCCCCAAAAUAUGGAUGGGCUUUUCUUACAUCCGUUCGAUUGUACCAAAUAUCUUAGCUGCCAUAAUGGGCAAAGUCAAGUAGGAAGUUGUCCGCCGGGUAAAGUAUUCAGCAUAUCGCGCAGGCAAUGUAUAAAUCGCAAUCAAGUAGAUGCAUACGAUCGUGUGGAAUAUCUAAGUGAGGUUAAACAUGAAUUCUCAACAGAAUUGAGUCAAGGUAAUAAUAAUCAAUUGCUCGAGACAACAUGUCCUCCAGAUGCUAACAGUGUCUAUCCCUACCCUUACGAUAAUACGAAAUAUAUAAAAUGUAGCCGUGGGCAUGGAACUAUUGAAAAUUGUGUAAAGGGUAUGAUAUUUAGCACAACCCGAAGAUACUGCGACUAUGAGACGAAAGUAAACGAAUAUGAUCGUAACUGGCGGUCGGAUAAUGGAUAUGACAAUCACAAAGCAGGCGCUGACGUUCAGGAAGCUGGAGUAAUGAGUGAGAGAGAACCAAAAGAUGUGAGUGCAGACGCUGAUGUGGAAUGUCCACCUAAAGCGAUAGGCACAUAUCCGCAUCCGUAUGAUUGUAGGAAAUUCCUUGCAUGUUCGCAUGGCGUGACACAAGUUAAUGAGUGUGCUCCUGGCACGGCAUGGAGCGCAGAGAUGGAGGUUUGUGAUUUUGAAAAAAAUGUUAAUUGUAUGCAAGGCACAAAGUUACCUAAUACAGCAGCAAAUACGAUAAUUGAGAACAGGGUGGCAUGUCCGCCGAAUAUGCAAGGCCUCUUCUUGCAUCCAUUUAAUGCACAGCAUUUUGUGAAUUGCAAUAAUGGUGAGACGAUCAUACAAACCUGUCAGACGGGCAGCGUUUUUAGUAUUUCGCAGAGAAUGUGUCUAGCUGCAAGGGAAGUCACACCUGUGGAUCGCGUACAGUGCUCGCAAGAUUAUGCUACAGAUAUUCCCUCGUAUCAACACUACAUCGUUUGUCCAGCGCAAGCAGUUGGCUAUUUCGUUUAUCCCUUCGAUGGCCUGCUAUACAUAGAAUGCCUCGAUGGGCGAACGCUUAUUCAGAAUUGCGCACAAAAUACGGUAUUUAGCAUUUCCAACCAAAUUUGCAUACCCACUGACGAAGCAGAAAGCACAGACUACGUGUGGUUACGUUCGGACUGGCAGCAUAUAAAUCCUGGUUAUGCCACAUUUGAUCACAAAGUCGUCGAAUGGAGUGCUUUGGAUACGAACUCUGUUGGUGCUCACACACAGAGCUCGGUCGAUUCUACACAGUCUACAAUUUGCGCUGAAAGUGAAUCAGGUCUUUAUCCACAUCCAACUGAUUGCAAGAAAUACUUACGUUGCGCAAACGGCAUAAGCUAUGAGAUGGAUUGUGGUCCGGGUACUGCAUUUAAUGCCGCGCUUGAAGUUUGUGAUUUUGAGGAUAAAGUUGAUUGUUCCGGUCGUUUGGGCAUUGGUGAUUUGCAAGUUCGAAAUAGUCCAGCUGUAGCAUGUCCUGUUGGUGCUUCUGGCGUCUAUCCGCAUCCUUUGGAUUGCAAAAAGUUUCUUCAUUGUGAUAAUGACAUAGCAACUAUAAAAGAUUGCGGUCCCGGUACGGCUUGGAAUGUUAAAAUGGAAACAUGCGAUUUUAUGGCCAAUGUUGGCUGUGCAGACGGUGGUGUCCGUCAAGAGGACACGCCUGAAGAUAAUGGCGGUCAUGGCUAUGAUGCGAACACACAUUUCCAAGCACCUACACCACAAUCCAACAACAGGAAUCCCACACGUAAUGAAUGGAUACCGCAACCUAAUAGUGCUCCCUCACAUCAUAGAGGUACAUACGAUAGUCAUAGUUAUGGAGGCAUUCCAACAAUGCCAUCUUCCCGAACAAACACGCGUGGCGAUCGUUGGUUUAAUAUGGACAGACAGCGCCCAGUGCCACACGACGACACACGUUUUAUACCCGAAGGUACCUACAAUCCAGAUUAUGAUCGACAGCAACGGCUACCCGUUUACGGCAAAGACUUGCGACACAAUAACGGUCCAGCGAGUUGGGCCGGCACGUCUGCUGCACUUGAUCGCCAAACGCCCACGCAAAGUGUCAUCUAUGAAGAGGGAUCGCUAGAACCAAAUCGUAAUUAUAAUACAAUCCAAACUUAUACAACCCCCUUAGCACCUUUCAACUCAGCUGACUCCUUGCCAGCCGCAUCCGUUAAUAGGAAUGUAUACGCAAAUGCGACCACAAACAUUUACUAUGCACAGCCUGUUGGUUCCGAAGAAAACUCAGAUGAGGUCUUUGACUCCAAUGCUGAUUCGCAACCGUCUGCGCGAACGCCCCUCGAUCGCAAUGAUAACAAGUGGAUUCCAAUACCGAAUCAAGUGCUUCUACCACCAAAACGCACCACUGAGCAACAAAGCGUUUUGCAGGUUUCUGCACCAGCAAACUCCUAUGCACCAGCAACUCAUGUUACACCCCCAUCGAGACGCGCAUAUAAUCCGCCUACAACAGUGUCUCAAAAUGCCAUUGAAGCCUCUAAUCUUUAUGGUGGCUUGCAACCACCACCACCACCGCCCACAACUGCCCAAACUCCUUACUCCAUCGUUUCAAUUCGAAAUCAAAAUUCACCACCGGCACCCGUCAAUCCCACGCAGUCUUCGCCGCCGCCACGUCCCACUGGCAGAUCGUUAGUAGAUUCAUUUGAACCCAUACGUGGUUUUAGCACGAAUGUUGAUGGCAAACCCCAUUUACUGUCUUCACCUUCGAACACAAAUUUAUAUCAAACUGAAAUUUUGACCAGUACUCCUGCAAAUUACCUUCAACCUCCAACCGCACCUACCGCUGUCACAAAAACUCAUUCUGCCGGCACAACACGUUUAAAGCAAGUACAUCCCUUUCUAGAGAAUACAACUGUAGCAAUGUUCUCUAAAGAUCCCCACUACAGUGGUUCCUAUUCGAAUGUAGCACACGCAAGUCCGCCACAAUCUAUUGACCCGCAAGCUUAUCAGAGCGCCGAAAAUCUGCCAAUGGCUGAUGCCUUACGCUUACUUUUGCGUCCCUACUUCAAUCGAAGUGGCACGAUUUCGGAGGAUAGCGCUGAAAAGGCUGAGUCGCAUAUAAUGAAGCUUACAGCGGAACAGCCAUCUGUGCAUUCUGUUAUGAAUACAUUACCUCAUACAACUACCAACAAAUCCAAAGUUGGUGCCGAAAAUGAAAAGGAGGUUGAACUUAUACUUGCAGGUGAACAGCAUAGUUUGAGCACAAACCCAACUGAAAACAGCGUACACGGGUCACGUACAGAUAUUUAUUCGAAAAAUACAAAGCAAGAAUCUAAAAAUAAUCCUAAUUGGCAUAAUCGCGGUCACAAUCGGGAAUACCAUCGUACACAUCCAAAUUUAUUAAAUCCCUUUGAUGAGGUUGAUCAGUCAAGUCCUCAUCGCCACCACCACAAUCACAAUAGAGCAUUCCAUGAGCGGCAUCCUGAAAUGCCAAAUCCGUUCGCAACACCCGUUACGCUGCGUACUGUGCCUACAACUACGAAUAAUUUUGAUUUGACAAAUGCAAAUCCACCAAAUCCAUAUGCGGAGUCAACAACUCCUUUUAGUGUUCGACCUGAGAUAGAUUUGAGAGCAGGCCAGGAUGUGGAUUGCCAGUUUGAUUGUGGAAAUGGAAAAUGUGUGAAGUCCUUUGAGGUAUGCAACGGCAUUAACAAUUGUGGUAAUCGUAAGGAUGAAGAUAAUUGUAAACAUUUGGGCUAUGAGGUGCGUUUAGCUGGUGGCGAAAGUGCAAACAUGGGACGUGUUGAGGUUAAAAUUCUCGGAAAAUGGGGCUAUGUAUGCGAUGACAAAUUCGGGCUGCGUGAUGCAGAAGUGGUUUGUCGUGAGCUGGGCUUUAAACUGGGAGCCAGCGAAGUGCGCGGCUAUUCAUACUAUCCACCCACUGAGACGGAAGUAUCGUUCGUAAUGGAUGAAGUGGAUUGUCGCGGUGAUGAAUCUUCGUUGAGGGAAUGCAAUUUUAAAGGUUGGGGCGUCAGCAAUUGCGGACCAGACGAAGUGGUUGGCGUGGUUUGCAAAGUACCACAACUCAAAUGUCCCAACAACUAUUGGCUAUGCAGCACGUCACAAGAAUGCAUACCACCUGCCUUCGUUUGUGAUCAUACACCAGAUUGUGCCGAUAAGUCGGAUGAGAGCGAUAACGUUUGCAAUUCACCCGUCGAGUAUCGCCUGCAAGGUGGCCGCAGUCCGAGUGAAGGACGUCUCGAAGUUAGAUACCGUGGUGAGUGGGGAACUGUAUGCGACGAUGAUUUCGGCUUGAAAGAGGCUCAAGUUAUAUGUAAUUCUAUGGGUUUUUACGGAUUACCGACCAUUGCAAAGAAUGUAUACGGACCGGGCAGUGGCCCCAUUUGGUUGGAUCAGGUGUCUUGCUUUGGCAAUGAAACUUCAUUGGAGCAGUGCAAUCACUGGACUUGGGGCGAACAUAAUUGCAAUCACACCGAGGAUGUUGGUCUCAAAUGUACUGUGGGAGUUCAAUCACAGAAAGUGAGUACACCGCAAACAGAUAGGAACCAUGUAGACGGCAACGGGCGAAAAGAGUUAGAUGAUCCGCAACAAGAACUAGAAGAUAUUGGUCUAUUCUCCGAAUGGGAGCGCAAAAGCAAGGCGAUUGGCACGCAAAGGCGACGAUGCGGGCAAUUCAAAGACAAUCUGCUUGACGAAUAUGCCCACCCAGAAGAGCGAGUUGUAAAUGGCAGCCUAGCGAAACGUGGUCAUCACCCGUGGCAAGCAACAAUACGCACACGCGGCAGGGGUGGCAUAUCGAGCCAUUGGUGUGGCGCUGUGCUGAUUUCUUCGCGUCAUCUUCUCACCGCGGCGCAUUGUCUCGCUGGUUAUCCGAAGGGUGCUUAUCUGGUACGAUUGGGUGAUCAUUAUGCCAAUAUAGCUGAGGCUUCUGAAAUAGAUUCGUUCAUUGAAAAUUGGUAUGUGCACGAAAAAUUCCGCGACGCAACGCAUAUGAAUAACGACAUAGCGAUGAUUGUGCUGAAAACACCGGUCAAAUUCAAUGAUUAUAUACAACCGGUGUGCUUGCCGAGUAAGGAUGCCACUGUAACAGAGAAUCGCAAGUGCACAAUUUCCGGCUGGGGCUCUAUUAAAUCCGGUGUUUCAACUCCUUCUAAUAUUUUACGUGCCGCUGAAUUGCCUAUACUGUCCGAUGAUGUUUGUAAGCAGCCUCAUGUUUAUGGCGCCAGCUUGACUGAAGGCAUGUUCUGUGCCGGUUAUAUGGACGAGAGCGUGGAUGCUUGUGAUGGCGAUUCUGGUGGGCCGCUGAUUUGUCAUGACGAGGAUGGUGAAACACUGUAUGGCAUAAUUUCAUGGGGACAACACUGCGGCUACGCAAAUAAACCGGGCGUAUAUGUGCGCGUUGAAAAAUACGUGGAUUGGAUAAUGGACAAAAUUAAUUUUUCCAUACAAAAUGCUACAUAAUUAAGAAUGGACUUUUAACUCGAAAUGGAAAUUUAAUAUUUUUAUAAACAAUUUUUUAAUGUACAUACUAGAUACAUAGUGGUUUAAGUAGUGCUAGAAUUUGUAUCAGACGUAGAUAAAAUAAAGGGAAAUCUAACAAAGGUGCAGGGUCCAUUACAUGGCAUGGCAACGUUACAUUUACAAUA
This is a messenger RNA of Rhagoletis pomonella (apple maggot), 7965 nucleotides long. RefSeq lists its product as uncharacterized. The transcript is spliced from 17 exons. Bases 584 to 7780 code for a protein of 2398 amino acids. The record is from RefSeq and is a predicted model, not a curated record. Gene Ontology annotation, molecular function: protein binding; serine-type endopeptidase activity; chitin binding. Gene Ontology annotation, biological process: proteolysis. Gene Ontology annotation, cellular component: extracellular region; membrane. Lineage: Eukaryota; Metazoa; Arthropoda; Insecta; Diptera; Tephritidae.